Messenger RNA from Puntigrus tetrazona (Sumatra barb), 3025 nucleotides. Its product is annotated as calcium-activated chloride channel regulator 3A-1-like. The record is from RefSeq and is a predicted model, not a curated record. Lineage: Eukaryota; Metazoa; Chordata; Actinopteri; Cypriniformes; Cyprinidae.
CAAGCUAUGGACUCAAGAACGGUGUUUGUCUUAUUAUGGAUGUUGCUGUCGUCCACCUCUACUGGAAUCAAACUAGAUGGGAAACGGUUAUGUUGACGCGUUGUCAUUGCAAUAAGUUCGAAAAUACCACAGGAUGACACGCUCGUUGAUGAAAUCAAGGAGAUGGUCACUGAAGGGUCGCUUUAUCUUUAUGAAGCAUUAGAUAAAAAGGUCUAUUUUAAAGAAGCUACAAUCCUAGUCCCACCUCAGUGGAAUAGUAAGGAUUUUACCAAAGCAAGAACAGAGUCUUUUGAGAAGGCCAAAAUAAUAAUUGAUAAUCCUAAUCCAGUAUACGGUGAUGAACCCUACACUAAUCAAUACGGGGAAUGUGGAGCCGAGGGUCAAUACAUUCAUUUAACCCCCAACUUCCUCCGAGACAAGACACUCAUUAAUAUAUACGGGGCAAAAGGAAGGGUCUUGGUGCAUGAAUGGGCUCAUCUGAGAUGGGGCGUUUAUGAUGAAUACAGUGAAGAAAAGCCAUUCUACUACUCUAAUGGCAAAAUUGAAGCUACAAGGUGUAGCAAAAAUAUUGAAGGUCAGCAUUAUGAUGUUAUUACUGGAUCUCAGUGCCGCACGGAUCCACGGACUUCACUACCGACUAAUGGUUGCAAGUUUCUUCCUAACAAAUAUCAAAACACACACAAUUCCAUAAUGUUUCUACCUGGCCUGAAUUCUGUAAGCGCAUUUUGUCGUGAAAACGAGCACAACUAUGAAGCCCCAAACCUGCAGAAUAAAAAAUGUGGCAAAGCAACAUGGACUGUAAUAUUCGAGGAUUCUGUGGAUAAAAACGCACUUCGCUCUUUAAAACCACUGAAGUCUUCUCCACCAGCACCAUCUUUUAAGGUUGUGCAGCGAAUGCAUCGGGUCGUUUGUCUCGUACUUGAUGUCUCAGGAAGCAUGAAAGGCUCUAGAAUACUUCGACUGCAACAGGCUGCCACACAUUUCUUGCAGAAUAUCAUUGAGGACCAAUCCAGUGUUGGAAUUGUAACUUUUAGUACUUCUGCUUCUACUCUGAGUCAACUGACUACUAUUGACAAUGAGUCCACACGAGAGAAACUUAUCAAAUUGUUACCAAACGUAGCAGAUGGAUGGACAAACAUGUGCAAAGGCCUCAAUCUAGGCUUAGAGGACAACGGAGAUGUAAUAGGAGAUGAAAUAAUUUUUCUGACAGAUGGUGAAGCCACAGAUGACCUCAAUAGCUGUGUUCCAAGCGCAAUUAAUAGUGGCGCCAUUAUUCACACAAUUGCUUUGGGGGAUAAAGCAGAUAAAGCACUGAGAGAAAUGGCAGACAAAACUGGUGGGAAAUUUAUCACAGCCACUGAUGACAUUCUCUCUAAUCAACUACUGAAUGGAUUUUCUACAUUAACUAUACCUACAGGAGAUCAAACAAAAGACCCAGUUCAGAUAGACAGUGUGGGAGCAAAAACAUCUGAUUGGUUCAAUGGGACAGUAUCAGUCGAUCAGACUAUUGGUACCAAAACCAGCUUUACAAUAACCUAUGAAACAAGUGCACCUAAAGCCUACAUACAGUCACCUAGUGGCUUAGUCUACAAUCAAAUGCAGAUGCGCCAUGAUAAAUCAACAAAAACAAUAACUUUAAAAGUUCCAGGAACUGCACAGCCUGGGGACUGGAAGUACAGUAUCCAAAGUCCAACACUUCAAUCUCUGACUGUAACAGCAAUGAGUCAAGCGGCACGAGCUGAUGUUCCUCCUAUCAUUGUCAAAGCCCACAUGAACCAGAAGUUCAAUGAUGGCACUAAACCUAUGAUAGUGUUUGCUGAGGUUAGUCAGGAUUACAAGCCUGUAAAAAAUGCUGAAGUGUGGGCUACACUGGAGCCAGAAUCUGGUCCUGCACAAACAUUACAACUCCUGGACAACGGAGCAGGAGCUGAUGCUUUCAAAGAUGACGGCGUCUAUUCCAGAUAUUUCACAAAGAUGGUAAAUGGGAGAAGCAGCUUGAAAGUAAGAGCAAAGAAUCAAGAUGGACAAGCCAGAUUUACUUUCCAAAAAAGGGGCGGUGCUCCGUAUGUACCUGGAUAUGUAGUAAAUGGUGUGGUUGAACUGAACCCAUCAAAAUCUCCAGUUUUGUCAGAAUCACUUGUAAUUGGAAACUUCACCAGAACAGCCACCGGAGAGAGUUUUGAGGUUGUACUUAAAAGCACAACUCCACCAAAUUUCCCUCCGAACAGAAUCACAGAUCUGAGCGCUGAGAUCCAGGAGGACACUGUGCUUCUCAGCUGGACAGCUCCUGGUGAGGACCUCGACCAAGGGACAGCGAAAUCCUACAAGAUCAUGUGGAGCUUUGGCCUUCAAAUGCUUCGAUUGAACUUCAGCAACGCUCAUGAAGUCAUGAUAUCUGGCAUCUCACCUCAGGAGGCUGGAUCAGUUGAAACACAUUCAUUCAAUCUCAGUUUCCCAAUCCAAAAUGGCACCACACUCUUCUUUGCAGUUCAGUCUGAAGACAAAGAACAUGUCAAAUCUGAAAUCUCCAAUAUUGCUCAAGCUUCAAAGAUCAUACCUCUUCCAACACCCAAAGAGCUGUUAGAAGAGUUAGACAUGCAUAUUGUUUUCAUUGCAAUUUCUGUUUGUUUGGUCACUGUGGUGAUUACUGGCAUUAUUGCGAUAACAACAUGGGCGUUGAAAAAAAGUAAACCUUCUUAGACCACAACAAACAACAACAUCUGAUAGAAAGGAAAUCUUUACAUUACAAAGUUACUUUUGUCAAUAAUCAAAGAGUCUUUAUUUGUACGCAUUCUUGCUUUGCCAAAAUAUAAAAUGCAAAAUAAAGUUGGGGAAAAUAUGAUUCUAUUGCAAUUGUUUGUUAUUAUUAUGUGCACUUGUAAUUAAUACAGUAAUUAAUAAACGCAGCUUUGUUUAACCUGACUAAAACAUUAUAAUGUACAAAUUAUGAACAUAUUAACUCAAAUCUGUGCACUGUUAUGAUAAAUGAAUGUAUAAAUCUAUCAUAUUACUCAGUAGAAAACUU